Gambusia affinis (western mosquitofish) is the source of this 1972-nucleotide messenger RNA. It is a transcript of the gene bco2b, whose product is annotated as beta-carotene oxygenase 2b. The transcript has 12 exons. Gene Ontology annotation, molecular function: beta-carotene 15,15'-dioxygenase activity; carotenoid dioxygenase activity. Lineage: Eukaryota; Metazoa; Chordata; Actinopteri; Cyprinodontiformes; Poeciliidae. Gene Ontology annotation, biological process: retinal metabolic process; carotene catabolic process. Gene Ontology annotation, cellular component: mitochondrion. Bases 28 to 1701 code for a protein of 557 amino acids. The record is from RefSeq and is a predicted model, not a curated record.
AGCAAGAACGAAUUCAGCAGCAACAAGAUGGAUACCUUCAAACAUCUAAAAAGCAGAUCUUCAGGAGACAAAAAAACUAAAUCUAGGAAGAAUUCUAAGCACUUCACAGAUGUUCACGGUCUUCCUUGCAUUGAAAAGAUUGUAACCUCAGUGGAGGACAUUCCUGAGCCCAUCAGCACCAACAUCAUCGGCAUCAUCCCAAACUGGAUCAAUGGGAAUUUCUUGAGAAAUGGGCCAGGGAAAUUUGAGAUGGGUAAUCACAGCUUCAACCACUGGUUUGAUGGGAUGGCUCUUCUGCACCAGUUCAAAAUAUCAAAUGGGGAGGUCACUUAUAGGAGCCGCUUCCUGUCAAGUGACAGCUACAAAUCCAACAAGGAACAGAAUCGCAUUGUGAUGUCUGAGUUUGGGACGGUUACCAUGCCUGACCCAUGCAAAAACUUCUUCCAGCGCUUUGUGUCAAGGUUUGAAUUACCAAAACCAACAGACAAUGCCAAUGUGAGUUUUGUGACCUACAAAGGUGAUUUCUAUGUCAGCACUGAAACUAAUAUCAUGCACAAGGUGGACCCAGAGACCCUGGAAGCAACUCAGAAAGUGGACUGGAGCAAAUUUAUUGCAGUAAAUGGAGCAACUGCACAUCCACAUACUGAGCCAGAUGGAACAGUGUAUAACAUGGGCAAUUCCUAUAGCAGCAAAGGAGCAUAUUACAACAUUAUCAAAGUGCCUCCAACCAAGGUAGCAGAGGAGGAAACCCUGGAGGGAACCACAGUGCUGUGCUCAAUUCCAGCAGAGGACAAGACCAAACCCUCUUACUACCACAGCUUUGCAAUGUCUGAGAGCUAUGUGGUGUUCAUUGAGCAGCCCAUCAAGAUGGACCUGCUGAAAAUUGCGACCGGCAAACUAACAAGAAAAAGCAUCAGUGAUGGCUUCUCCUGGAACCCCAAGCUCAACACUAUCCUUCACCUGAUUCACAAACUUACAGGCAAAGUAAGCUCCAUCAAGUAUCUUGCCAAGCCGAUAUCUACCUUUCACCAGAUCAAUGCAUAUGAGGAGGAUGGUUUCUUGAUCAUUGACUUGUGUGCUUCGGACGAUGGACAGGCUAUAGCAAACUACAACAUCCAAAACUUGCGCAAGUCUGGGGAGGCCCUUGAUGAGGUGUACAACACCCUCUGUAGAGUCUUUCCUCGACGAUUUGUGCUGCCUCUCACGAUUGACCACUGCACCCCCUACAACCAGAACCUGAUUGACCUGCCCAACUGCACAGCCACCGCUGUUAGAAUUGGCAAAAACAAGGUGUUCUGUACCCAUGAGGACCUCCAUGGGGAGGAUCUCCAUAAAUAUGGGGGUCUGGAGUUCCCCCAGAUAAAUUAUAGCAAGUACAACAUGCAUCCAUAUCGCUAUUUCUAUGGCUGUGGCUUCAGACACCUUGUAGGGGACACCCUAUUGAAGAUGGACAUCCAGAGGAAAGAAAUGAAGGUGUGGGAGUGUCCCAGUCUGUAUCCAUCUGAGCCUAUCUUUGUACCCUGCCCAUAUGCUACAGAUGAAGAUGACGGUAUCAUCCUGUCUGUGAUCAUUACUCCAAACAAGGACAAGAGUACUUUCCUUCUGGUUUUGGAUGCGAAGACAUUCGAGGAGCUGGGAAGGGCUGUGGUGCCAGUCAACAUCCCAUAUGGCUUCCAUGGAACAUUCAGUAGCACAGCCUAGACCUGCCUUCUUUAAAGUUCUUGUCUAAUUAUACAUUACAAAUGACUUCGUUAUACAUUUAAUGAUAGACUGAAACCCUUCAAGGCUCUCUGUUUAUAUGUUGCAUGCUGAUGUUUUGCUUAUAUGACAAAAAAAGGCUUGAGAAUAUUGAUACUAUGAAAACUUUAAGCACAAUGUACCCUAUAUUAGUGUGAGAGUGUGUGUAUUCUAUUGUGCAACAGGGCAUGUGUAAUGAAAAGAUUGCUUAAAUAAAAGAUGCUGCUUCUGAAAA